This is a messenger RNA of Talaromyces atroroseus, 2169 nucleotides long. RefSeq lists its product as hypothetical. Bases 1 to 2169 code for a protein of 722 amino acids. The record is from RefSeq and is a predicted model, not a curated record. NCBI's taxonomy places the organism in Eukaryota, Fungi, Ascomycota, Eurotiomycetes, Eurotiales, Trichocomaceae. The transcript is spliced from 7 exons. Gene Ontology annotation, cellular component: mitochondrion.
AUGGCGCCGUCGAAACAAAUCACCGUCACGCCCCGAUAUCUGCUCCCUCGUCUGACGUGGAAUGGGACCCCGCGCAUCACCAUCACCGCCGUGCAGGGUGCGCCGGUUUCGACUGUUCGACCUCACAAUCAGUAUAACCGGGCCGAUGAGUAUCAUAUAGGAAGUCGCAAGUUCCAUGUAUCAGCAGACAUCGUCCGAAAUACCUCUUCCUCUUCAUCGUCGUCGUCUUCAUCAUCGGCGCGCUUCUCCCCCUCCCCCUCCCCCUCACGACCUUCCACCAGCCCUGGCAAUAGCACACCCAUCCGACACAAUGGUGUCUAUGUUGCGGCAUUUAAACCAGCACGACGCGCAUUUCAUGCAUCGGCCGUCAUGCGCCGCGAACAUCAUUUUGAUACAUUAAAGUUCGUGCAGAGGCUAAAAGCCGAGGGCUUCAGCGAGGACCAAGCUGUGGCCAUGAUGAAGGUGCUUAAUGAUGUGAUUCAAGAGUCGAUCCAGAAUCUCACAAGGACCAUGGUUUUAAAAGAGGACACCGAGCGGGCUACAUAUACACAAAAAGUCGAUUUUGCGAAACUGCGAUCCGAAUUACUCAACUCCGACUCGACGGAAGCACAAUUAACCCGUUCGUCUCACGAGCGAAUAGCCGCAGACUUGGCCAAGAUGAACUCGCGAUUGCGGGACGAAAUUGGACGCACACAAGCUUCGGUGCGACUGGAUUUGAAUCUAGAAAAGGGACGUAUCCGCGAGGAGGCUAAUAGUCAAGAAAUGCGGAUCAAGGAGACGGAGACGAGGAUUGAGCAGGAAGUCGCUGGGCUGAGAGAGCGGGUGCAGGCUGUGCAGCAGUCGACUUUGCAAUGGCUUGUUGGUGUUUGCACCGGUACUGCUGCUCUCAUUGUCGGUGCCUGGCGCUUGUUGAUAAUAAUGAUCUAUGCAUUCAAAAAUCAGCAAUACCUGAUUUGCUCCGCUGCUUAUGCCCAUUCUGCCAACAACAUCAGUCUGUUGGGCGUAUUACACGUCCGACAAAACCAAACUGAAAAUCUCCACGAAUACGCAAAUUACACCUAUCGACUGCGAGAUGAAUACCACAAAGCUGUGUACGGCUAUCUCCUUGAUAAUCCUCCAAAGACUGGGAUUGUGGGAAUUGCGCACUCGCAUGUUCUGGCCAUGUCUACGUUAUGGACGAAUAUGGUUGGAAACUCGAACUCCGGGGGUAUCAAGUGGCUUGAUGCAAAUUUGAGCACUCUUUUCAGAUUAAUUUAUCACUAUCUUUACCCGUCGAGUCCAGUCAAUUCAGCCUCAAAUGUCGGACAGGAGGAGUCGACCUUGGAGUUCUCUUUCCGGCAAUCGAAUCAUAUCAACAAGUUGACCUCUGCAUUUGAAGCAAUCAAGUCGAUUGCGUGGGAGAAGCAUCAGAUAAAUAUAACCUCAGCAAAUAUUAUAGCCCCAGACUUUUUUAACGAUUCGAUGCGCUUCAUCCUCAGUCAAGCCGCCGGAAAGGCCGAUAUACAUGUCCUAGGGACGAGUAGCCCGAGAGAAAUGAUAGAUGCUUCUCUCGAUUUUUUAGUCGACAACGCUACCAGGGACAUGGUACAAAGGACAGAUAAAAAUGUUCUGAUUAUAGAUCACGAAUUUUUAUACGUUGAUAUUCAACCGGCGGGCAAAAUGUGUGGACCGCUCAUUCCGCUAUAUAACCAAGGAGCGCACUAUAUAACAUAUGCACUUAUGAACAAAACUAUAGCUGAGGAUGAGGAUAUACGACAGCAGAUUAAUCAAGGUGCAUCUGAGGUGACUCUAUACAAUGCUAUCUACGAGGCAAGGCUGCUCAUACGAGAUAAGUGUAAUCAUGAGGAUGAUUACUGUGAUGAAUGGGAGCUUGACUUGGAUGGCUGGUGGGCUGGAGAAGAGAAGCGUGCUGUCCUACGACGAGAGGAUGUUCAAGCCGUGGACGAAGCCGAGGAUAUUGACGCUGUAGUGAUUCUGGAAAGUCACGGGGAUGCUCGUCUCAUCAAACGAGCUGUCGAGUUGGCUAUUGGGGAGCAUGUUGAGUUGGUUGGUGGCGGUCCAGGAAAUUCCACACUUGUAACUGAAGCUGCUGCUCGAGCUGCAUUUCUAGCUAGAGAGAGGAUAAAGGAUGGAUGCUUGGGACAGAGGUCCGGUCAUGAUGAGUUAUAG